This is a messenger RNA of Caenorhabditis angaria, 2057 nucleotides long. NCBI's taxonomy places the organism in Eukaryota, Metazoa, Nematoda, Chromadorea, Rhabditida, Rhabditidae. The record is from the annotation of a GenBank genome assembly.
AUGGAAGUUUAUGCAUCUUAUAUUAUGGGUUCUAUUUAUUUAUUGAUUGUGCUUUUUGGUGUUUUGGGAAAUUCUUGGGUCGUUUGUUCAGUGGUCAGGAGCAGAAAACCAAAGUGAGAUUUAAUUUUAAAAGGGGAAGGGUCCCUUUAAAGGGGGAUGGGCCCAAGAAAAAUCAAUAAUUUUCCAGAAAUUUAAUGAAUCGAAGUUCGCCCUCCGACAGACUUCGCGCAUAUAUUUCUGUAUUGGCUGUUAUCGAUUUAACAGUCCUUAUGGCUUUGUUAGUAAGAGCAAUGUAUUCAUAUUUACCGAAUUUAGGCCUGGGUAAGUUUUGAGAUAGGUCCCGUAGCGAAACCUAACCUUUUUUGCAGAUCCUAACAGUUGUCAGGCGAUGUUUGUGCUGGAGAAUAGUGUGAAAAUCACAUCACUCACUGUAAUCUCUUGUAUUUCCAUAGAGCGAUAUAUAACAAUACGAAAACCGUUCUGCAGUCAAAUUCGUCGACAAUUCGUAAAUUUGACACCGCUCCUCGCCGCCCUAUUUGUUCUAUUGGUUGUUGCGGCGAUAAUUGUGCAAAUGACAUCGAUUACAGUGUCGGGUGAUGGUUCGAAUUGCGUGCGGAUUAUGAAUAGUCAGAAGAUUGCGCAUAGGAUUGCGAAUUAUUUGACGGCGGUCGCGUUUUUGUUGGAUUUGACGAUUAUUUCGCUGAAUUAUUCGCAGAUUGUGAGACAUGUUAGGAGGAAAUUCACGAAACGGAGGGCUAGAGGUGAGCAAGGGGAGCUAGUAUAGUUAAUAAAUGACAUCUUCAUGUUUUUUGAGCGUAUUCAUAUGAUAGAAUGGUCUAAGACGAACAGAAUGAUAUAAAUUUUGAUGAGUUUACGUUAUCCAUAAGUGAUUUAGCGACGUUUAGUCGAUAUUUAGUCGAUAAGUGGCUAAAUCACUUAUGGAUAACGUAGAGAAAUUUUAAAAAAAAUUAAAUUAAAAAAAUAAAUAAAAAUGCGACGCCCUUUUUUCGGCUGAUGGGCCAGGAUAGGUAGCCGGGUUAGGCACGCGAACCUGUCCUGGCUUAUGUCUUACCACCCAAAGCCAGCAUGAGGCCAGGUUCCCCACCGCUGACGAAACCAAACCUAGCCGUGUCCUUCCACGGUCUAUAGACUAUAGAAAUUCCUGAGCAAAAACGGAAAAUCAACAUUUUCAACAGAAAGACGAGGAACCACUUCUCCAAAAACCCAAUCCCCCUUUUCAAAACCACUCUGAAAUCCCUGUCCUUUUCAGUCCAAGCCAACUCACGCGUCCGCGAAUCCCUCGUCAACGAACCGCGUUACAUGCGCGAAAUGACCGCGGCAAUCAUCCGCGUCGGCGUAUUCCACGUAUUCUGCUGGCUCCCAAUGGCAAUUAUGCAAUUCCUACCCGAUAAGACCAUUCAAAUGGAGCUUAUCCCAAGUAUUCGACAAUUUGGGGCCUAUACCCAGUAUGAUAUAUCACACUUCCUAAUGUGUUUCUCAAAUGUGUUCACUUAUUUGAAUGCGGCUGGUGAUUGGGUAUUUUAUGCGGUUAUGAAUCGAGAUUUGAGGAAUUUGAUAAGGUGAGUGCUUUUGCUCGAGCAAAUUCGGUCACAAAAAGUAUAAUCCUUUGAAACUUUUCAACAACAAAAUAAUCUCAUUAUCAUUUUUUGUUGUUUAUUAUUUAUCCUCCCUCUAAUCCUAUAAUUUAUCCAUCCAAAUCUCAUUAAAGAUUUGCCACCGAACGUCGAAAACGAUCAACAAUGUCACAUGCCGCGUCACCAUCAACUAAUCGCAGUUUAAAACAACAGGUACCCCCCCCCCCCCCCAGGGGACCUAUUCAAAUUCCAAAUUUCCAGGUGCCCCCUGCGAUGCGAGUCCUCAACUCAAUUUCCUAUCGAAGUAGCGUUGGUGGAAGCAUGGAUGAUCCGGUUUGCGCCAGUUUUUUGACUAGCAAUUCGCCUAAGGAAUCCACGGUAUCCCAGGAACCCAAUAGUCCACGACCGAAAACUAGUAUUUUGACGAGUUCGCGGAAACCAAGUGAAGGGGAGAUGGUUUAA